Molecule: messenger RNA, 646 nt
Organism: Aspergillus wentii DTO 134E9
Lineage: Eukaryota; Fungi; Ascomycota; Eurotiomycetes; Eurotiales; Aspergillaceae
Exons: 1
Coding region: 172-537 (121 amino acids)
Source: RefSeq, a predicted model, not a curated record
UUCAGAAACUCGAAUAAAAGAAACAGGGAGAUGCACCCGUUGAAAAACUGUCUCAAAAAGGGCAAAAACAAAAAGACAAGAGACAGAAAAACGGCAGUUUGAGGCCCACGAGGCAUACUCGAGGAUGUGACGCCCAACGGCACACCGACAUGGGGGGCAUUGACGUCGUUGAUGGCGGGGAAGUUUUUUUUCUCUCUUUUCCCUCUUUUUUUUCCCCUUUUUAAAUGUAGCAGUGAAUCGACGACAGAUGGUUACUCACAUAGACUGAGUAGUUUUUGCCCGACUCAGGCCUCGCAGGGCAAACCGAGACAACACGAUGGAUUGAGAGUUCACAGGAUUGUCUGGCUCUGGUCUCCUGGGAAGUUGACGAGUCCUCGAAGCUGGAACUCUCGAGGUGCUGCUGGAGUGGAGUUUGGGUCCCGUUUUCCUUACAAAGAUCGAAUAAGGACCACGAAGACAGAUGGCCAAUUAAGAGCGAACAUACAGUCCAGGGGAGGAAUCGAUACAGCAGAAGAAGGAAACAGACUAUUAAAUUGAUUAUAACUAUAUUCAAGUAUCUUGUAAAGAGGAAUAACCACUGCCAACGUGCGUAGAGGGGCCAGCCUGAGGGCGGUGACGCCAAGUCACAUGGGGGAAUUUCCGCUGU